UUACUGAGUGAUGAAGUCCAUCGUUGGUGUUCUCUCUCCGUCCAAUCCACCUCGCCGGAGAUGGCCUUACAGUCGCAGCUCGCCUCGAAGUCGCCCGAAGUACAGCUUCUAUGUUUGUCUUCCUGCAAAAUCUCAGCUAGAAUCUCCAGGAGCAUCGCGAUCGCUCUUCGGCCACCAGUGCAACCGUUGUCGUCGUCGUCAUCAGCAGCAGCUGAAAGUGCACGCCGAAGAUUCUGGAACUUUUGCGGCACCAGUACUGGAAAUGUUCAACUGAGACGAAAUGUUGCUGUUAGAUCUCAUCUGAAAUUGAAUCUCCCCCUCAUUUCUCCGCAUGACCAGUGGGGCAACUGGACUGUUUUAUUCUCCGUUGGAGCCUUCGGUAUCUGGUCUGAGAAAACGAAGGUUGGUAGUGCAUUAAGUGGUGCCCUAGUGAGCGCAUUGGUGGGACUUGCAGCCAGUAAUUUUGGGAUCAUUGCAUCUGAUGCUCCAGCUUUUCCUUUUGUUUUGGAGUUUUUGCUACCGUUAGCAGUUCCUAUGCUGUUAUUUAGGGCAGAUUUGCGCAAUGUAAUAAAGUCAACUGGGACACUUCUCUUGGCAUUUUUGUUAGGUUCAGUUGCAACAACAAUUGGAACUGUUGUGGCCUAUUUUCUUGUACCAAUGCAAUCACUUGGUCAGGACAGUUGGAAAAUUGCCGCCGCACUAAUGGGAAGACAUAUUGGUGGAGCUGUCAAUUAUGUCGCUAUAUCUGAUGCCCUUGGUGUCUCUUCAUCAGUAUUAGCAGCUGGACUUGCUGCGGAUAAUGUAAUUUGUGCAGCGUAUUUUGCAACAUUGUUUGCUUUAGCAUCUAAAGUACCUCCUGAACCAACGACAUUUAAUGAUGCGACGGAUGCUGGAAAGGAUGCAGAAAUUGAGGAUAGCAGCAAGCUUCCGGUGUUACAAUCUGCCACAGCCCUUGCUGUAUCGUUUGCCAUUUGUAAAGCUGGUUCCUACCUGACCAAAUAUUUUGGAAUUCAAGGUGGUAGCAUGCCAGCAAUUACCGCCAUCAUUGUUGUCUUAGCAACCAUUUUUCCCAAGCCGUUUGCUUACCUUGCUCCUUCUGGUGGGGCUAUGGCUAUGAUUCUAAUGCAGAUUUUCUUUGCUGUAGUGGGAGCAAGUGGAAAUGUAUGGAGUGUCAUCAGCACUGCGCCAAGUAUCUUCUUGUUUUCUCUUGUCCAGAUUGCAGUCCAUCUUGCCAUAAUCCUUGGUCUUGGAAAGCUGCUUCGCUUCGACCAAAAGUUGCUGCUGAUAGCAUCGAAUGCCAACGUCGGAGGUCCCACUACAGCCUGCGGGAUGGCCACGGCUAAGGGUUGGAGUUCAAUGGUUAUUCCUGGAAUUCUUGCUGGAAUUUUUGGAAUCGCUAUUGCAACUUUCCUAGGGAUUGGAUUUGGAAUGAUGGUCUUGAAAUACAUGUAAUACCAUUCAAAUUUAGAUCAUAAAGUCCUCUGCUUUUCUCCAAAUUCCUGUAACUUAUUUAAUGGAACAACUUAUU
Molecule: messenger RNA, 1528 nt
Organism: Cucurbita maxima (winter squash)
Lineage: Eukaryota; Viridiplantae; Streptophyta; Magnoliopsida; Cucurbitales; Cucurbitaceae
Exons: 6
Coding region: 61-1452 (463 amino acids)
Source: RefSeq, a predicted model, not a curated record